AUGUACCAAUAUCGCCAAUCGCUACUCGCAAGUGUCGAGCAUGAAACGAUAAGUACGAAAUCCGUACCGCUCGCAUUUUGGUGUGUUCGUACACCGUGUUUACUGCCGCCGUUUGUACGUCCACCGUCGCGUACACGUCGCCGUGACCGUUCGUCCGCUAGCGGAUCUCGCCGACAUCGUCCAUUGAACCGCGCUCUCGCCCGACCCGUACCGCCGCCGAUGUAAACGGGCCCCCCCGACCGAAUGUGUUGGACGUGUUGAGAGCUGUUUGGGAUUACCUAGUCCGUGCCACACAACAUUGAUUGUCAGUCAUCAGAUGACGUCCAGCAUUUCGACUGCAAUGGAAUGCGCUAGCAUUGGUAUAGUCCCAACCUGCUUGGCGUUUGUGAAUUGAUUGCUGCAAUACACGAUAUACUCGUUAUUCUUCAAAAAUUAACAAUAAGACAAUUUAUCAUACACCUUUAUUUCAACUCUGCUAUGUGGCAUCAAUGCUGCAGAAGGCGGAGUUAGGUUUUUAUCAUUUGCAAACUCAGCAUGUCAUAUAGAACUAAACGUCAACCAAUUUCUAAAGAUGAAUGUCCAUUACCGACAAAGAGGCGGAAGGGGCGCCCUUCGACGCUACAGGAAGAAGAAGAAGCGUCCUCCUUAGAUACUCAAAGUGGCUCGCGUUCAGAUAUGAAAAUACCAUCAUCAAUUUAUAAUACAAGGAUUACAACUGAUGCACCAGCAGAAUUAUUUCGUAAAGACUUGAUCAGUGCCAUGAAGCUUCCUGAUUCUGAACAGUUAUCUACUGAUGCAUAUUGGAUUAUUAGUGACCAAUGGAAGCAAGAGUGGGAACGGGGUGUACAAGUACCCGUUAAUCCAGAUUCUUUGCCGGGUUCAAGUGUUCAUGAAAUUCCAGUUGUCUGCUUGCAGUCAUCAACUAAAUCACCUAGGCGUUCACCUUCAUCAAUUUAUCACUCUCAACAUAAUGAAUUCAAACUGCCCAAACAUAAAUAUAUUCGCAUCACCAAAGAUGAACAUUUUAAAACCGAAGAACAUCAACUGUCGCUUUUACCUUUAAAAGCAGAAAAAUCCUGUUCAUAUGAUAUGGAUGAUGUAGAUUCAGCUUGGUUAAAAUUGUGUAAUGGUGAAAGAUCAUUAGGAGGCUUCCCAAAAAUAAAAGAUGAUCAAUUUGAGCAUGUUAUGGAAGAAUUAGAAAUGAGAUGCUGGGAAAAAGUGCAAACAAUAAUUAAGGAAGAAGAAGGCCUUGGAAUCGAAUAUGAUGAAAAUGUUAUCUGCGAUGUGUGCCGUUCGCCUGAUUCAGAAGAUGGUAAUGAAAUGGUGUUUUGUGAUAAUUGCAAUAUUUGUGUUCAUCAAGCAUGUUAUGGUAUUACCACAAUCCCAUCUGGGUCAUGGCUGUGUCGUACAUGUACUUUACGUUUUCGUCCUGAAUGUGUACUCUGUCCAAAUAAAAAUGGUGCAAUGAAAUGCACUCGAUCAGGUCAUAAAUGGGCUCAUGUAUCAUGUGCAUUGUGGAUACCAGAAGUUAGCAUCGGGUGUGUAGAAAAAAUGGAACCUAUAACUAAAAUAUCAAGUAUACCUCCUAGUCGAUGGGCCCUAAUAUGUGUAUUGUGCCGAGAACGAGUUGGAGCAUGUAUUCAAUGUUCAGUUAAAACAUGCAAGACUGCAUAUCAUGUUACUUGUGCUUUUAAGCACGGUCUUGAAAUGAGAGCUAUUAUUGAAGACGAGAGUGCUGAAGACGGAGUUAAAUUACGGUCGUAUUGUCAAAAACAUAGUGUAACUAGUAAAAAAGAUAGAAAUUCUGGUUCAGAAGAUGAAGAUUCUACAAAAAGGAAACGAAAAGAUAUGACUUCUGAAGAAAAAAAUCAAGCUAGAGCAGCCAAGCUGCAAGAAAUCGAAGGUGAAUUUGAAAAGCAUGUUAGUGUCAUUGAUGUUACACAAUGUCGUGAUGUUGAUAAUGAUGGUAUUCUAUACAUUUAUAAUUAUUGGGUAUUAAAAAGAAGAUCUGGAAAUAACAGACCUUUGUUAUUACCAAAAUCUGAUGACGGUGAUCUUCUUGGAAGACAGCAAGAACAAGCAGAUUUAGAAAAACACAAAAUGUUUGUACAACUUAGACAAGAUUUAGAAAGGGUACGGAAUUUGUGUUACAUGGUCAGCAGAAGAGAAAAGCUUUCUCGUAAUUUACUCAGCUUACGUGAGCAAACUUUUCACAAACAAGUUGCCGUUCUUUCAGAUACCAAGCUUAAUCUUAGUUCAGCAGAAGUAUCAGCUGUCCAGGAAGCUAAUCAUGGACCAUCAAUAUAUGAUCGAUUAUACUCGUAUCCUGAUGCUCCAGACUUAAGCACUGAUUUUGAAACUAUGUUAUCUCGUAUUGCUGGUGCUGGUUCACCAGAAAAAUCCAAUUAUACUAGUUUGAAAUGGCCCUCAAGUAAUAAUCCAUAUAAACGGUCUUAUAUCAAUGGGUCUAUACGAUACUCAAGUAUGUCAAGCAGUAGUGAUCUUGAACUAAAACCUCCAAGACUAAUAAGUAGUGAACGAUCAAGUAUGGAUGAAGCUGAACUAAUCAAAUCUAUGUUGAAUAAACGUAAAUUAAAAGAAAAAAGGCUGAAUAAAAAACGUUCGAAAACAAAACUUUCUACUGAUUCGUCUACUGAAGAAGAAAAUGAUAAAGUAAAACAAAAAUGGAAUGUAUCACCUAAUAAAAAAUUAUUACAGAUAGAAAAGCAAUUUGGUAGUGAAGAUAGCGAAGAUGUUUCUUUACCUAAACUUUCAUCUAAACGUCCAACUAAGGUAAAUAAUAUUUAUUCUGACUCAGAUUCUGAAGUAUCAACCAAAGAUGAUAGUAUCUCUUACACACAUACGAAAGCAGCAGUUAAAGAGUUCUCUCAAGGAAAGUCUAAAGUUAAAGUUAUAAAAGAUAAAAGUACUUCUGUUGCUAAACCUAAAGAAACGCUAUUGGAGAAGGAUACUAAAAAAAUCAAAAAAGACGAUGCUAAAAAUAAUACUACGGUGCCUUCAGAACUUAUUGUACCUCAAAGACAAGCUGCUAAGAAAGCUACUGAAAGUAUUCAUCGGGUGCAUAAUAAGCAUGAUGAAAUUUCAAAUGAAAAGAAAUCACCAGAAAAAUUAUUUUCAACACAUAAAAAAUCUCCUGAAAGAGUUACAUCUAAUAUUAAAUCACCAGAUAAACAACCUACUAAAGUUAAUAAAAUUAAAAACACUGAAAAACUAAGUUCAGUAGAAAAAGAAUCUGAUCCACAAGAUUCAUUCAGUAUUGUUCCACAGAGGCAAGCCGCUAAAAAAGCCAUUCAAGGUAUUAAGAGUGGUAUGACAAAACCUGUUGAAGAAACCAAAGUAUCUGAUUCUGUUAAAAAAGACGAUUCAACUAUUAAGUCUAAACGUAGUACAAAGUCUUCUUUAUCCUCUACAUCGAGUAGUAGUUCUUCUAGUAGUUCAUCAAGUACUUCAAGUACGUCUAGUUCUUCAUCUUCAUCUGGAUCAUCUACUUCUGAAAGUGAUACAGAACCAGAGAAGAAGAAUAAAUCUAUUGAUCGUAUAAGCCCACAAAAAGAAAUUAAUAAAUCUAAAAGCCCUCCUAAAGCUAAAGGUUGGUUAUCAGAGAAUAAGCCAAUUAAAAUUAGUUCCUCCUCUAGUAGUGAGUCUGAUAAAGACCAAAAAGUGAUCAGGGCGCCAGACAAGAAGCUUAAAACUUCCGACAGGCGGCCUGAACACAGGUUUCAGGAUCCGCCACCUAAGAGAGAGGAAUCUAGAAGAAAAUCGAUUGGAAGUGAUCGAUGCGAUACUGUUCAAAUCAUCACAUGUGGAGAUUCUAGUGUCGGGGAUGAUGGAAAUAGAAAAUCGAGCGAUAGUGACCACGUUGGAACAUCAACUAGUCAGCCGGACGGAACUAAACAAGAAACGAAACAGCCCAUACAUGCAGUUGAGGACAAAGAGGUUGAGAAGAAGUUGAAACUUGAUGAUGGUGAUCAAAGAGUUCUCAAAGAAGACCAUGGCCUUAAUAAAAAUAUUCAAGAAGUGAAAAAUAAAAAUGUAACACCAGUACAACAUACAUCUGAUAAAGAAAAUAAGAAAACCGAUGAGUUAAACUUGUAUUUACCAGGUGGUCAUCGUUUAAAUGAUCUCAAAGAUGAAAAUUUAUUAAGUUCUUCAUUUUUAACCAGACAAGAUAUAGAACGAGAAUUGGUUAAUAAUAUUGAUUACGAUAAUAAGAAAUUCUCUAAAUUGCCAUUCAACUGUAGUAAUCAUUAUUCCGGAGGUCAAAGAUCAAUAUUUUCUCCACAACAGUGUAAUAAAGAUAUUCCAGAUUUUGACUUUGAUAAUGAUAUGCUUGCUGUUGAACAAGCAGCAAAUGAAGAAGGAUUUGGCUUAACAAGAGAUACAGAUGUUCGAAAUGCUCCAUUAACUUUUACAUUCAACAACGAAUUCCUCUUCAAAGACGAUUCUAAAGAAGUUACAGCUAGAGAAACAUUAAAUCUCGUUGAAAAGUUGAGAUUAGGAAUCACCAAAAAAUCUGUUCCAUUAGAAAAUGAGAAUAUAGAAAAUAUUGAGUUAAACGAUACUCCUAAAAUACUUGAACCACCUAAACCAUCUGAACCAGAACAAAAAACAGAUAAUAUUCUUUAUAAUGCAUACAACAAAUUCCAUCAACAGUCCAAUGAAGUAGUAGAUGUGAAUAAAGUUCCAGAACGAGAUAAAUUGGAUAGGAGUGAAAGUGCUUUAUCUGAUGAGAGGUGGGUACCACCAAGUCAACGUAGUCAGGCAGAAUCUCCUUAUCAGGAUAUUAAUGAUGCCAAUCGUUGGUCAGAUAGCGUUGUGAUGCCAUCUCGACGUUCAGAUACUUCAAAUGAACCAUCUCCAGAACAUAGAGAUCCAACUACAACAGAGUCAGUAUAUCAAAAUAUACACACGUUUCCUACAUCUGUUCCGAUGCAAAUGGACAAUAUGCAGUAUUCUCAAUAUUCGGAUCCAUCAUUUAUAUUGAAUCCACCUACUAAUAAUCAGUUGUCUUUUAUGUCGUCUUCGAGAACUUUUAAUCCUCAGCAAUUUGCAAUACCUCCACCAUUCUCAGCUCAUCAAUCAUUGAUGCCAGAGUUAAAUAAACCAUUACAUUUGCAAACUCCUUGUACAGCAGCCUUCACUUCGUCAACCCAAAAUAUGGCAUUUACUGCAGCCAUGAUAUCUCCAAUGACACAUCAUGAUAAUUUUAUUCCACCAUUUAAUGAUAUAAGUAUGUAUAACGAAAGCAAUCUUUUGGUGGGUUCUGGUACUAAUAAUUUAUCUACACAUACAGAAUCAGUGAUGCAUACUGUAUUCAAUGCAAUUAAUCAAGCAUCUAUGAUAGAUAAUCAACUUUCUAUUUUACCAACAAUUCAAACUCCCAGAGUCUCUACCAGUAAUCAAAUGUCUGGUGUUCACAAUCAAAUUCCAGCUUCAACAAAUAACCAAACCCAAGAGAUAAAAGUACAAUCGACCUCAAAUCAACAUCAAAUACCAGUAACUUCAAAUAACCAAACUGAAAUAACUCUUGCACAAUCAAUUUCUAACAACCAAGAGCCUGUUUUUAGUCAAAGUAAAAUUACUAGUGGACAAGUAACGUCCACCAUUCAAUUAACCACACCUAUAUCAAACCAAAUGCCAUUGAAUAAUCAACAGUCUAUUCCAGAAGUACAUACACCAUCAAUAUGUCAAGCAGAAGUUAGUCAAAACAUCAUUAAUCAAACACCAAUACAGACACCUAUCAGUGUCAGUCAAGUAUCUAAUCAAACUACUCCAAGUAUACCAACUCCUAAACAAUCACCUGCUCUUCCAACAACUCCUUUGCCAGAACGAUCCCCAAUGUCCAUUAUUGCUUCAUCUCCUUCUGUGACUAGUUCACCUCAUCCUAAUCGCACACCUUCUGAUAAAAAGUCUCCUUCUAAACCAACUCGAUCUUCUAGUCGUGUUACUGCUCAAUCAUAUAAAUCACCUGAAAUAGUUGAUCAUUCACCAGAAAUUAAAAAGCAGAACAAACGAGGACCAAAACCUCAGUCCAAAACUUCUGGACGUGGUCGAGGUCGUGGGCGUGGACGUUCAUCGAAUCAUUUUACUGAUUAUAAUCCUGCUGUUAGUAAACUUGCUGGUACUGCCUAUGAUCUUGAUUUUGUUGAAGAAUUUGGUAAUGAUAAUAAUGGUGUUAUGGAGAAUCUUCGAGCAAUGCGUGAACGUAAAAAGUCUGAUGUUAAAGCUGAUAGUAAAUCACCUGUAUCGCCUAAAGUGCAUAGCAGCCCUAAUAACUACAGGAGAAAACAUGCCAGUAUAAAAGAACUUAAACCUCCUUCCCCCAUUAUAGAAACUACUAUUGAAGAUCCACCUGCUCCGAUAAUAAUUGAUGAACUGACUCCUAUGUUACCAGGGCCCGUUGAUAUGAGAACAUAUGAUUCAUAUGACAAUGCAACAUCAUAUUCCGAUAACAUUUAUGAUACCAACACUAAUGUUGAUGAUAAAGUAACUGAUAUUGUGAAUACCUUAAAAGAAGACUUACAGAACUUAUCAAAAUUAUCUUCCAAAGAUAAAGAUAUUGAAGAUCAAUUAGUUUUAAUGGAUGACCAGAUCAAGAUAGUUAAACUCCCACUUCCUGUUGAAAAAGAACCAGUAGCAUCAAGUACAGUAUUGCAAAGUGAUUCUAGGAAUCAACUUAAAGUUAAAAUAAAAGGUCCUUUCUUAAAUGCUAAAUACAACAAUGUUCAAAAUCAGCCAAUAUUACCAACAAUUGAUACAUCGGCUAUAAGUAUGAAUAUACCAAGUCAUUCAGUUCCUCCUUCAGAAGCUGCUAGUGUACCCUCGAAUUUCAGACAAAUGAGGAAAAAAGAAUUACUUCGGCAAUAUUGUAAUCAACAAGAUAAUAUCGAACAGACAACAAACCAUCCUGUAGUCCCUCCGCUAAGUCGAAAUAUCAUUACCAUACCAAAAGCAGUAGCAUCAAUGACUACGAUCCCUACCAAAGAAGACUACAAAGCAGUGGUAGAUGCUAAUAUGGAAAAGAAGCGUACUAAAUAUGGAUCUGAUGAUCCAAAAUCUAAUUACUUCAAUAAUAUUCGCAAAGAAGCUACAACACCCAAAAUAAAAAUAAAAAUUGGUGGGGAACAGCCAGUAGUGACAACAAUGGAAGAAAAACGUAGUCUCCGUCCACCUAAAAAAAGAAUUUGUGAUACUCAAAAUGAUGACACUAAUCAUUUGAUAGCACCUACUAUGGAACAGUUAAGGCGAGACAGUAUGAAAUUCAGAAAGAAAGUGUUUGCUCGUUUUGAAGAAGAUGCAUUAGCAUCCACUUCAAUUUCUAUAGCUCCUGUUACAAAAAACAAAAAGAAACGUCGGUCUAGUCCAUCAGUAUCUAGGAAAAAGAAACCGCGCACAAAUAAAGAGAUAUCUCAGGUUCAAGUGAUAGAGGCUAAAGAAAGCACUCCAAAAUUGAUUAUUAGAUUCUCAAAAGCAGCACCCGAUGAAGCUGAAGUAAGUGCAGUUGUUACAGAGCCAAAAAAAGCUUCCCCCAUUAAAUUGAAAAUAUCUAGAUGUAAAGAAGGAUAUGUUAUGAAACCUCCUAGUAACCAAACAAAUCCUGACACUUCAUUAAACAAUAAUUGUGAAGUUCGGUGACGGUAAAAAUUCUUAUAAUUUUAGAUCAAUCUUAUCAUUGAUAAGCAUUUUGUGUAUAAAAAUUAAUAAAAUGUAAUUUAUUUAUUUAAUUUUAG
Molecule: messenger RNA, 7751 nt
Organism: Acyrthosiphon pisum (pea aphid)
Lineage: Eukaryota; Metazoa; Arthropoda; Insecta; Hemiptera; Aphididae
Gene: rno
Product: PHD finger protein rhinoceros
Exons: 13
Coding region: 535-7656 (2373 amino acids)
Biological process (GO): regulation of transcription by RNA polymerase II
Source: RefSeq, a predicted model, not a curated record